Molecule: messenger RNA, 1697 nt
Organism: Cladophialophora immunda
Lineage: Eukaryota; Fungi; Ascomycota; Eurotiomycetes; Chaetothyriales; Herpotrichiellaceae
Exons: 2
Coding region: 142-1452 (436 amino acids)
Biological process (GO): spliceosomal complex disassembly
Cellular component (GO): U2-type post-mRNA release spliceosomal complex
Source: RefSeq, a predicted model, not a curated record
CUGCUAUUAAUCGCAUUCAGAUCAACUCUUGCUCUCGGGGACUCUUUUCGCACAAAAGCCUAGUCAAACUUGCUGGCAAGACCUCUCCCACAAUGGCGUCGCUCUUUACAGCACGGCGGAAACCGAAGCGCAUUGCGCGGGAUGAGGCAGAUAACCAGCCAGACGAUGGCGACGAAGUGUGUGUGUGAUCGUUCCCCGCUGACGGCGAGUUAUGUAGACACCGGCCCCGUGGUAAGACGACCGACGCACAGCGCGCCGCGCACGAAGUCCAAACUACGAGUAUCGUUCAACCCGGGUGAGGAGGACGGGCCAGGAAGAGGAGAAGCCGCGACUUCUGGCGCGGUACAACAAAGCAAAUCGGCGACGAGACUGGGUCUGUCCAGCGCAGCGCAGGACAUCAUCAGCCGACGAGAGCACGAGGACAGAGAUGGCGAGGGCCAGAACCACGACAGACCGAAAUACAACAAGGCCUACCUCGACGAACUGCGCAACUCGACGCCCUCGACGCCGGACCUGUCGUCCCGGGACAGCCCCUCGCGGGAGCUGGUCGAGCCGUCGACGAAUCUCGAACUCGACCUCGAAAGCAAAUUUGGCAAGACGGCGGCUCUGUCCUCCACGACAUCCCCCCACAUCCCCAGCGCCGCCGAAAUCAAGGAGAAGAAGGAACGGCGGGCGCGCCUGGCGAAGGAGCAGGCGGCAGAAAGGUCGGAGGACUUCAUCCCGCUGGAGGCCUACGACUCGGACGGCGAAUUCAAACCCCGCCGCAUGCAGGUCUCAUCUUACCUCGCACCGCCGCGGGAGAAGGAAACGCGCCUGGUCCGCGAGGAUGAGGACAUCGCCGAGGGAUUCGACGACUUCGUCGAGGACAGCGGGCGGGUCACACUGUCCAAGAAGGGGCUCCGAGAACAGAGCCGCCGGGAGAAGGAGGCGAUCCGGAACCUCAUCAACGAAGCCGAGGGCGCGAGUCCCGACAACUCGGUCGACGGGGACGGCGGGUCUGCCUCCGACUCGGACUACGAGCGGCGACAAGAGUACGAGCUGGCCCAGACGCACCACGGCAUGGACGGGCUCUCCUCGCACGCCACCCACAAGCGGCAACUGAACCGUCCGCGCCAGCCGCGCGAGACCACGCCCAUCCCCAAACUCAGUGUCGGGCUGACGCGCCUGCGCGACAUGGUCUCGGCCCUGGAGUACGAGAGGGCGAAGAUCGCGAAACGCAAGGCCGACAUCGAGCGGGAGAAGACAGAGAUUAAGCAGAGCCAGGAGCACAUCCAGCGCAGCCUCGAGGAGGCAGGCCAGGAGCUGGAGAGAGUCCAGAGGGAACACGCAGAGAGAGUCAACGGGGCAAAGCCCGGAACGCCCACGGGGACAGACGGCAAUCCAGAAUCCUUGCACGCCGCGCCUACUGGCGUCGAAAGAGGGUUGGAGUCUUUUGGAGACCACCGCCCUUGAUCUGUAGUGUACAACAUAAUGUCACCGCCUCCGAGAUAUAAGACACAUCAUAUGUGGCGGUAGGACCACCACUCGAUAACGGCUGACCCAAAACUGCGUGGACAGGAAUAGACACAACUUUGACGGUCAUCAUAACGAACGGUCAGCACGUGGAGAGAAUUCAUAGGGCAAUACGAGUAGAAAAAAGCCACUCUGCCCCUAUUAAGUCAUGCUCAUAUGGCCAGGUCUCUCUAUUUGUAUUCGAC